Messenger RNA from Leptosia nina, 1278 nucleotides. The record is from the annotation of a GenBank genome assembly. Lineage: Eukaryota; Metazoa; Arthropoda; Insecta; Lepidoptera; Pieridae.
AUGCCGGCAUCGUGCGGUUCGGCCGGCUGUUCCCAGCCUACUGAUAGAUUUGGCCUUGAAAAUGCUGCAGCACUACCGCUGAGAUGGAGAUGGGAUGAGGAAGUGAAAUCUUUUUCUUGUUUUGUCGCGCCUGAAAGCGCAUUUUCUACGUGGCAAGUGGGCGAUAAGGGAAUUACUUUUUCCUCAACAUCUUUUAAUUUAGCAAUUCGUAAUAAUACACUUUGUAACAUGGAUGAAGUUGAAAUAGCUGCAAAUGAACAAGAUGAUAGUCAGAAUAACAAAAAUCCAUUACAGUUCCAAAAAUCAACAAUAUCAUGCGUUCAAGAAUGUGAGGCAAGCAAUGCUGAGAGACUCUGUAUCUUUGAUAUAUCACGUAAGCUAGACUACGGCAAUGAAUAUGAUAUUGGUGGAGCAUUUAUUAAAAAGAACCCUGAACUAUGGUUUUAUAUGACAACAGAAAUUUGCCCAAGCAAUAUUAUCAUAUUAAACCUCUUUGUUUGCCAUAGAAACAUAGGAUAUAUUAACUUAGGUAUUAGUAACUCCAAUGAAAGGGCCACUGAUAGCAAGCAAGAAGACUAUGUUUUUUUAAGUGAAAGCCUGAGUUGGAAAUCUUUCAAAUCAUCUAAAAAAGAUCAAUGCCAUUAUAUAAAAAGUUUCAUUUUCCACACUAAUGAUGUAGAAAGUCUUGUUAAAAAGACACUGAUAAUACCUAUUAAAAUAGAUGUUACACCUAAUUUUAACCUUAAUCUUGAGUUAGUCAAAAGAGUACAAGCAAAACAUGCAAUAGGAGGUAUAAUUAGAAAAGAAACACCUGACUUUACAUUGGAAUCUGCAACCCAUAAGAAGUUUCCCACCCACAAAGUUGUGCUAUGUACACAAAGCCCUGUACUAAAAGACCUCAUCAAGAACUCAACUGCGGAUUCAAUGUUUUUUGAUACCACUGAUGAUGUUCUUGAGCUAUUAACGGAGUAUUUGUACUCUGGUACUAUAAAAGACAUAACAAAGUAUGAUAAUGAAGUGUUGCUAGAAUUGGGAGAGAAAUUUAAACUUGAUAACUUAAUGCCUUUUAUUGAAAAUGCUAUUAUUGAGAAGAUAACAAUAGAUAAUGUUAUUGAGACGGCGCAAUUGGCACAAAAGCACAGAUUGCAAAGUGUAGAAAGAAAAGUUUAUAAAUACUUUAAAGAUAAUCCAGACAUACUACAAACUGAUGCUUGGAAGAAUCUAGUUGAUGUUGUCUUAACAAAAAAACUAUUGGAACAUCUAUAUUUUGAUAAGUAG